This is a messenger RNA of Hyla sarda, 5699 nucleotides long. RefSeq names its product serine protease 12 (gene PRSS12). NCBI's taxonomy places the organism in Eukaryota, Metazoa, Chordata, Amphibia, Anura, Hylidae. Gene Ontology annotation, biological process: proteolysis. The record is from RefSeq and is a predicted model, not a curated record. Gene Ontology annotation, molecular function: serine-type endopeptidase activity. The coding region runs from base 615 to 3161 and encodes 848 amino acids. The transcript has 13 exons. Gene Ontology annotation, cellular component: membrane.
CAUUACGAUUCAUAUUUUGCACUUUCUUAGAUGUUUUGUGCUACUUUUGCUAGAAUAAAAGGAGAAGGGAAAACAUAUUGGAACCAUCUGUCUGUAGUUGACGUUCAGAACUGCUGCCACUGGGAAGCACACACAAGAAAUGCAUGGAUUUAGAUUUGGAUGUAGCUGUCACAAGCUGUGGACUGGCAGGCUCACUUUCCACUUAUCUUUUAUUAAAUGCCAACAUACAACUUGGCAAAGCACAUUAAUGGAAACUGAUAUGGUUUGACUGUAAACACAUGCAAGCACUCAGCCUUUUGUGCCUUCUUAGGAAUCUUAGAUUGUUUUUGUCUAUCCCAUGGAACUUGUUUCUCUUACAAUAAGUAACCUAGCCCACAUAUUCCUUUCCCUCCUCCUCUUUCCACUGCGUCUCCCUUUCCUUAACUGAGGAUUGGUCUCUCUUUUGUCAGCCCUGUUUUACUCUGCAGAGUUCUACUGUGAAGACCUGCAUUUCUUCCUGCAUGAAUAUGAAAUGGGCUGGAUGGGAUUAGGGGGAAGUGGCAGCUCCACCUCCCCCAUCAGUUUCAGGACUAGGUUAGUGGAGGAGAUGGAACAAAACAGACAGUGCUGGCAGCAUGACAAUAACCAGCUUUGCUGUUGCUCUAAUUUUAGGGAGCAUCCCUAUAGUGGACUGCUUUGAUAAGUCUUCCACUUCACCCAUUUAUCAUCUUUUCCAACAUCAUCAAUCACUUCGCAAGGCUCUUCAUCCUGGCCAGCAUCCUCAACCUCACCAUCAACUACCUGUUCAACACCAUCACACAGGUUGUCCAAAGUACAGAGGAAAAGAAGGCUCUAUAGGUGACUAUAUCAAUGUGACGGAAUUUGGUGCAGAUUGUUUAAACUGGGUUGAAAUCCCUACUUUUCUAGAGAGGACACCUGGGAAAGGACUAGGUGACCAUAACUUCUGCAGGAACCCAGAUGGGAGGAGUAAACCUUGGUGCUUCUUCAGGAACAACCAUGGCAGAGUUGACUGGGGAUACUGUGACUGCAAACAAGGGUCAGUGCGUCUGCGGGGGAGCCAGAAAAGUGAGUCAGAGGGAAGUAUUGUAGAAGUCUAUGUGAAUGGUGCCUGGGGAACGAUCUGCAGCAGCCAGUGGGAUGAUAAUGAUGCAUCCGUCAUAUGUCGUCAGCUUGAACUUGGCAAUAAAGGAGAAGCAAAGAAGAUAGCAUUAUCUGGGGUAAUUCCAUCUUUUUAUAGUGAUGUACGUUGCCGCGGUGAUGAAGAAAAUAUACUUCUUUGUGAAAAAAACAUCUGGAAGGGUGGAACGUGUCCCCAGGAUUUAGCAGCUGCGAUUACAUGUAGUUUUGCGCACGCCACAGACUCUUUCAUACCCGCUCGACUGGUUGGUGGUAGCUCACCUUUUGAAGGAAGGAUAGAAGUCUAUCAUUUGGGCCAAUGGGGCACAAUAUGUGAUGACCAGUGGGAUGAUGCAGAUGCUGAGGUGGUUUGCAGACAGCUGGGACUCGGGGGGGUUGCUAAAGCCUGGAGUCAAGCUCACUUUGGAGAAGGCACAGGUCAAAUUCUUCUGGAUGAGGUGCAGUGCACCGGAAAUGAACUGUCUAUAGAAGAGUGCCAUCGAAGUUUAUGGGGGGAACACAACUGUGGACACAAGGAAGAUGCUGGCGUUUCCUGUACACCAGUUGCAGAUGGCUCUAUUAGACUAGCAGGUGGUAAAGGUAACCAUGAAGGUCGUCUGGAAGUGUUCCAUAAUUCGCAGUGGGGGACCAUAUGUGAUGAUGGGUGGACAGAGCUGAAUACGCAAGUUGUAUGCCGUCAGCUGGGAUAUAAAAAUGGGAAGAUUUUACUGGAUAAUGAUUUAGAAGAAAGCACUGGUGUCAUCUGGCUAGAUGAUGUCACCUGUACAGGCAAAGAGCCAACAGUCACUCAGUGUACCAGGCCGGACUGGGGCAAGCAUGACUGCAGUCACCAGGAAGACAUUCACUUAUUUUGUUAUCCAGACACUGACCAGCACAGGACAUUAUCUGGUCCUCCUCUGAGGUUGAUGGAUGGCGAAACAAAGAAAGAGGGGCGUGUGGAGAUUUAUCUCAAUGGCCAGUGGGGGACAAUCUGUGAUGAUGGAUGGACCGAUAAGGACGCGUCUGUUGUGUGUCGGCAACUUGGCUACAAGGGUCCUGCUAAAGCCAGGAACAUGGCUUAUUUUGGAGAAGGUAAAGGACCGAUCCAUGUGGAUAACGUUAAAUGCACCGGAAAUGAAAGAUCCUUAGCAGACUGUAUCAAGGAAGAUAUUGGAAAGCACAACUGUCGCCAUAGUGAAGACGCUGGAGUGAUCUGUGAAUACUUAAGCAAGAAAAUGACAGCUGUAGGACAUAAAGAAUCCUCACUUGUCUGUGGGAUUCGGUUGCUACAUCGACGUCCAAAGCGUAUUAUUGGUGGGAGAAAUUCUUUACGGGGUGGCUGGCCCUGGCAGGUAGCUCUGCGGCUGAAAUCGUCUCAGAGUGAUGGCAGAUUGUUAUGCGGAGCCACUCUCAUUAGCAGCUGCUGGGUGCUCACUGCAGCACAUUGCUUCAAGAGGUAUGGUAACAACACUCGUAGUUAUGUGAUCAGAGUGGGAGAUUAUCACACACUUGUCCCUGAGGAGUAUGAAGAGGACAUGGGAGUACAGCAGAUCAUAAUACACAAAGAUUACAGACCUGUUGGAAGUGACUAUGACAUUGCUCUGAUAAGGCUACAUGGAUCUUCCGAACAGUGUGUACCAUUCAGCAGCCAUGUCUUACCAGCCUGUUUGCCCUUAAGACGAGAAAGGCCUCAAAAAACGGCAUCUAACUGUUAUAUCACAGGAUGGGGUGAUACAGGUCGGGCAUAUUCAAGGACUUUACAACAAGCUGGAGUGACAUUACUACCCAAGCGAAUCUGUGAGGAGCGGUACAGGAGCCGGUUUACGGGAAGGAUGCUUUGUGCAGGAAGUCCUCAAGAACAGAAGCACGUGGACAGCUGUCAAGGCGACAGUGGUGGCCCAUUAGUGUGUGAACGUGCUGGGGGCAGCUGGGUGGUCUAUGGGGUCACUUCUUGGGGCUAUGGAUGCGGGAUGAAGGACUCUCCUGGAGUAUACACAAAAGUGUCCUCUUUUAUACCAUGGAUAAAGAGUAUGACCAAUUUAUAGACAACGGGAUUCAAAUGUUUCCAAGGAAGCUAGACCAAAUUCUCAUGUAUGUUACAUUUACAACAAGACACUCAGGAGCUAGUGUGGCAAAAUGUUUCUGCCUAUGUGCAACUAGUAAAUGCUGCAUCAUACAGACUUUAUUACUUUACCUUUACAAGGACUUGUUAUAAGCAAUGCCAAGUGGCAGCCAGACAGAGUGGACUAUAACAGGUACACUGCCUUAAGCAGCAAGUUAUGAAACUAAAGUUAAUAAACAAUUACUGUCCUAAUGUUAAUUUUUUAUUUUAUUUUUGGUAUCUAAAUGAAAUGUUUUAUCUUGUUACUAGGUCUGUGAUUAAAAAUGAUAUGAUCUGUAUUUUCUGUAUACACUUUUUUUUAUUUUUUAUUUUUCACUGUAUGUCCUUGAUUUCACAGGUAAAGAUGUAAUAUGAGUCGGGGUUGAGCAAACUCGCUGCAAAGCAAGGACCUUUGGUGGUUCCCAUAAAUAAGGCUCCAGUCCUAGGUUUUGAAAGCUUUAGAUCACUUAGAUUGGCUGCCAGUUUUAAUCCUUGCUAUAUUGCAUUGCUAUGCAGUCUGCUCUCUCAGCUGAAAAUGAUCACCACUUACCUCCAUGCAGGUCAUCUGGUCACUGCCCAUCUGUCCAGACUCACUGUUAGCCCCUCUGUCGCUCUCUAUCCUAGAGGUGGCACUUGCUCAAUGACAACUCCCUCCAUGGGAUCAUGUGGUGCUCUGUCUGCAAUCACAUGUCCAGCAGAAAAGACCUCCAAGUUACAUUAUGUGAUGCCUCAAUAACCCAACUUAGCCAUGAAUCUGCAAAGCAACCAUGCUGGCAGAAAAUCUGCCUCUUUUUGUAGAUAGGGAGACUCCACUUUAGAAUUUUUUUUAAUAACAGUAUCCCCUUAGACUUACCUGCCACCACAUCCUUGUUGCCCCGAUAUUGCUGCUCCCAUCCUCCGAUGUGAUCUUCUUCCUGGCUGUUGGUGGUUGAUGUGUCACAUUAAGGCUCAGCUAAUUGCCAGUCAGAGUGAUUUUCUGCUUUCGCUGGUCAUAGGCUGAAUGGCAGUGUGACAAAUUGAACGCCUGCACUGGCCUUCUUCUGUCUGCCUAUUGCUGGCCGAGGCGGGACAUUAUUGCGGCCAGCCAUUAGCUGAGCCAAUGUGUGAUACGUCGACCACCGGCAACCAGGAAGAAGACCGAUACUGGGGCUCUGAGUGAACCGAGGCUGGAAAGUCUCAGUUGUGUUUCAUAUGCUGGCAGCCUGGGGGUAAUGUUAAAAAAUGUCCUACAGCAGAGUACCCUAUUAACAAAUCCUCCUCCAAGUACACUACGUAUAUUACAUUUCACUGUGCUAUGCUGUUUGCAUAAAUCCCAAGCUGUUGAAACCGCAUUUCUCGUUGCACUUUACUGUUUUUUAAUAACCCAUUCAUUGGUAUAAGAAUGAUAGAAACAGCAUAGCACAGUGAGUUUAGGUUAGGGUGGCCCCUGUUCUGGGCAUAGGUGUGGCCAGAACAGGUGGGACCUGCAUGUAUUACACAUUUAUGUCAUAUCCUGUGGAUAUAAUUUCAGUAGUUCUUCUGAGACAUUACACAUGAAUAAUGCAAGACAGGCAUAAGAAUCAUAGAGAGAGCUUCUGAGACUCCUAUAGUUCACCGAGAUGCCAUGCCUACCAUUCUCCACAAGAACAUAGGGGAAGAUUUAUCAAAACCUGUCUAGAUGAAUAGUGUCUGAGUUGCCAAUAGCAACCAAUAAGAUCACUUCUUUCAUUUCUGAAAAGGCUUCUGAAAAAUGAAAGAAGCAAUCUGAUUGGUUGCUAUGGGCAACUCAGCAACUUUUCCUUUGGACAGGUUAUCAUAAAUCUCCCCCUUAGAGAUCAGCAGAUCAGCAACACUGCAAGUGCCAUAGAUUCCAAUGGGUUCCUUUAUCUUGACAAGCAUCAGAAACAAGACCAACUCAGUAAAAAAUUAAAAAAAAUAAAAACAUUAUGAUUGUUUUCUUUUUUUUUUUUUACAAACAGAGUUGGUGCUGCAGUUCUUCUUAUGCUACAGGUACUGCAAUGUGUGAAAACAAAGAAUAAAAAGACAUGGUCCACGAAGCACAUCUCUUUGCUUUAUGCCAAGGAAUAUUAGGAGGACGCCAACAGGCUAAUCCAUUUUGUUAUAGAAGGUAAAGUUGAGUGGCAUCAACCAUCAGAAAGUGUAUGGGAGCAUUGUACUCUUUUCUGUGGGUCCUCUCUUUAUGUCCUAAUGUACAUUUUUACGAUUAUUUGUGGAGCAGAGAUUGAAGACGUGUAGUAUCAUGUCAACAAACGUUAUCUUUUUUGUAUUUCAUAUUUUGUUUGUUCUACUCGUUUUUUGUAAUUUACUUCUGCAAUAUUUCUGCUGUCUCGUGUCAUAAUGUUUAUGGAGAACUUUAGUGUGAAAUGUUCAAGGGCUGUCUUUACAAUGUAAGAUAACUUACAGAAAAUGAUGGAGGCAUAGAUCAAUGCACUUGAACCUAGAUAGUGUUGUAUGGGCAAUUCAAAUAAAACUUGAAGUAUAA